Messenger RNA from Poecilia reticulata (guppy), 3266 nucleotides. It is a transcript of the gene nr4a3, whose product is annotated as nuclear receptor subfamily 4, group A, member 3. Gene Ontology annotation, cellular component: transcription regulator complex; nucleus. The record is from RefSeq and is a predicted model, not a curated record. Lineage: Eukaryota; Metazoa; Chordata; Actinopteri; Cyprinodontiformes; Poeciliidae. Gene Ontology annotation, molecular function: zinc ion binding; nuclear glucocorticoid receptor binding; nuclear receptor activity. Gene Ontology annotation, biological process: cellular response to corticotropin-releasing hormone stimulus; regulation of transcription by RNA polymerase II.
CAGGUUCGGAAGAGCGCGCCCAGCCGAGCUCGGAGCCCCGGCGAUCGGAUCCCUCCUGUGCCACGUCCGCCGAGUCCUCCCCGCUCCAGGAGCCCUGCCCCGGCCGCAGCCACGACACCCCUAAACCCCGGACACCCAGCACCAUUCAGCGCGAAGCUCUUUCACCAGAUCUAUGGCAUUCUGACAAUGAACAGGCGCGCUCAGUUAUUGGAACAGCUGCAGUUUGUCCAGUUGAAAUGCACAUCUCGAGACAUGCCCUGUGUGCAGGCUCAGUAUGGGCCGGCCCCUCCAGGCUCCACUUACUCCGGCCAGUCCUUCGGCUACCAGGGUGACAGCUACGGCUCUGACCUUAUGACGCCGGACUACACCAAGCUGGACCUGGGUGGGGGUGAGAUCUCUGCCGCUGCCACCACCUCCCUCCCGAGCUUCAACGUCUUUGUGGAGGGCAGCUACGAGCCCAAGUCCUCCUGCCUCUACCAGAUGCCCCCCCACAGGCCUAUCAUCAAGAAGGAGGAGGAGAGUUACCCAACUGCCCCGCCCAUGGAGGCCAUGACCUCCACCACCAUGUACUUUAAGCAGUCCCCUCCAUCCACCCCCACCACCCCAUCCAUGACACAGCAGCCUGGGACCUCCUUCAUGUGGGAUGAACACUCCUUGGGCCCCCAGUCUCACCCUCACUCCAUGGGCUCGGGCCUCGAGUCAGGACCCCUCAAGUCCCCUCGCUUUUCGCACUUUUACCAGCACUCCCCGCCUCACAGCGGCGGCAGCGUUGGCGGCUACGAGAGCCUCGGAGGGGGGCUAGUUCGCACCUCGUCCUCUUCAUCCUCAUCUUCUUCGUCAGUGUCCCACCCGCACGGCCAGCACCUGGAGCAGCCCAUGUACCAGCUGCACCGCGGGGCCGGGGGCAGCAGCCUCGCCUUCCGCUCCCUGGCUCUGGGACCGUGUGGCCCCCUGCUAGGGGACAGCCUGCCCUCGCCGCCCCCUCGGGGCCCACCGGGAGAGGGGACCUGCGCGGUGUGUGGGGACAACGCAGCAUGCCAGCACUACGGCGUACGCACCUGCGAGGGCUGCAAGGGCUUCUUCAAGCGCACCGUGCAGAAAAACGCCAAGUAUGUGUGUCUGGCCAGCAAGAACUGUCCUGUGGACAAAAGGAGACGCAACCGCUGCCAGUACUGCCGCUUUCAGAAGUGCCUCAGCGUGGGCAUGGUGAAAGAAGUGGUCCGUACUGACAGCUUGAAGGGCCGCAGAGGACGGCUGCCCUCCAAACCAAAAAGCCCCCUACAGACAGAGGCGUCGCCGCCGUCGCCCCCGCUCAGCCUGCUCUCUGCUCUGCUCAGGGCUUACUCCCACUGCACACCACGAGACCUUGACUACAGCCAGUUCAGCGCCGCCGACCCUCCGUCCUCCACCUCAGACGUGGAGCACAUCCAGCUCUUCUACAGGCUGCUCACCAUCUCGAUGGAGACCACCAGGUGCUGGGCCGAGCGGCUGCCGGGCUUCACCGAGCUCCAGCGUGACGAUCAGAACCUGCUCAUAGACUCGGCCUUUUUGGAGCUGUUUGUCCUGCGACUCGCAUACAGGUCUAUGCUGUCGGAGGACAAGCUGGUGUUGUGCAACGGCUUGGUGCUGCACAGGUUCCAGUGCCUUCGCGGGUUUGGAGAGUGGCUGGACUCCAUCCGGGAUUUCUCUACCCACCUUCAGACCCUCAACCUUGAUGCGUCUGCCUUCGCCUGCCUGUCUGCCCUUGUUCUCCUCACAGAUCAAGUCCCGGGUCUGAAGGACUCGAAGCGCGUGGAGGAGCUGCAGAAUAAAGUCAUCUGCUGUCUCAGGGACCACCUGGGCUGCGGGGCGUCCUCCUCCUCCACCAAGGCCGCGCCUCCUCUGAGCCGUGUGCUGGGCCUGAGGGCAGAGCUCCGCUCGCAGAGGACCCAGGGCCUGCAGCGGAUCUUCUACCUGAAGCUGGAAGACCUCGUACCGCCGCCGCCGUCAAUCGACAGAUUCCUGGACACCCUGCCCUACUGAGGACUCGGGCUGAGCGCGGUGAAAGAAACCCACGUCAACGUCCUGUUCAGGCCUUUUAACCCCCCCGCCUCCCCAAAGGGACAGAGAGAGAGAAAGAGAGACUCUCCGUUCUGGCCGAUGCAGAGCUGAGAGAGCAAAUUGAAAGCAUCUCGCUCAGUGUGGGGGGGGGGGAACCAAACGGACAACCAACAAAAACGCUUUUCAUCUGUAAAAAAAAAAAAAAAAAAAGAAAGACAAAUAGACAAUAACUCAAAAAUGCUUUGCAACCUUUUAUUUGAUCCUCCACUCUUUGUCUUGUGGGGGAGGAUGAUGAAGCUGAGUUGCACAGCAGAAUGACUUGUUCCUGUCCUUUCUCCAUCUGGGUGGCAGCUCACUUUUGCAAAAACAAAAAGAGAGAGAAGGGUUUAUGAGUACUGUUUUGAUCUGUGUUUUGGCCUCGCUCAUUCUGUCCAAGGACUUCUUCUUUUCAGAAAAGGUCAAGUCUCUGUGGGGCAGAAGGUUUGCUGAGCUGUUCGUGCCCCUGUGAGACUCAAGUUUCCUCCUGCUGAUAAGAGGAAGGGGGGUGUUUUCAUGCUGAAGUGUAGAGAAAUGUCAGAGGUCAGACAUGAAGGGCAGAGACGCGUACAAAUAUUUCAUAAACACGUGGAAGUGGCUAACGAGGCGGGCUCUUAAUUACAAAGUGCAAUUUCACCACAAAAAGGAAGACACGGAGGAGGGAAGGUCUAAUUUCAAACUCUAAAUUAUUUUAAUACAAAGACUUUGUUUGUGCGUGUGGCUUUUUACGCAGCAAAGGACAAACUGUGCACUAAACGAUCCAUGACUGAGUCACCCAGACUUGAACUCGCUCUUCUGUGUUGUUUUUAUUUUUUUGUUUGUUUGUUUGUUUUGUUUUCUUGUUUUCUAUUAUUAUCUCAUUUUAAAAAUCACAGGUUGGGGUUGAACAUGUGGAGGAGCGCACGUGGUCACAGAUUGGCUUGUAAAAGCACUUACAGAGAAGGAAGGGCUAUGAGUGCAGACACACGCCCUGGCCGCUCGGGCCGCGGGGCGUUCGACAGAUCCAGGAGGGAGGGAGGAGUUUUCGGGGAGGGGGUGUCGGGUUAAACAUUCCACAUUUGUGCUCAAUUUUUUUUUUCUUUACAUUUCUGUGGUGGAUGCUGCGCAGGAGUCCCUGAGCCUGAGAGAGGUCAGGAUCGUGGUGCAAGCUGCCGAGAGCUGCCAUCGCAUUUAAAAAAAAAAAAAAAAAA